AUGAAGCCCGACUUCCGGUCCAAGGAUUUGCUCCGCAGUCUACUCUCCCCGAGCGUAUGGUUUGACGUAUACUGGCCAGCAUCGCGCAAGUACUUCUUCGGCCUACUAUUCAUCGGCGUAAUCAGCGCCAAACUACUCCACAUUUACUCUCAUCUCAACUCAUUAUCCAUCGACCAAUUCCUUCUUUGGGGCCCAACUUUUUUUUUACAGGAUGUCAUUUGCAUUCUCAUUGCGCUCUUCCUUACCCAAAACUUUGGCCGGAGAUGGAUGCGUGUGCUGGCUGCACUGUCAGCUAUUCCCGGUAGUUUGGCAAUCUCCGGCCUGGCCGCGGCCAACAUCUCCUUCUACUUCCAAACCGGCGCCGAAAUCCAUUGGCGACAAGCGCAUUACUUCCACCGCGAUCCCGCUGCCAUCAAAACCCUGCUGACCGGUUUAACGGGGAUGAUAAUUGUCGAAAUCGCCUUCAGCGCAGUUGCUUGGCUGUCGACGCCUUACCUGUACAACGGAAUAUGGGUUCCCGUGCGCAUUCUCAACUCGACCGUGACACCCCUCUUCUUCUGGAAACGAAAGACGGAAACAGGCCCAAGGAGCUAUGAACAGGUUGCUCGCCAGGAAUGGGAUGAGGAGAAUAACGAAUCCGAGGCUAUGCUGGGGUCGAGCAAAUCUCCUCAGGCGUCACACAGUUCCCAGCCUUCUCUUUUACUGCGCAUAGUGGUGGGCUCAGUCGCGAUCUUUGUCAUUUUGCUACGCUGCGUUCGUCCGUCGAAUACGGCAUAUUCCUUUCUCUCGCAAACGGUGAUUGUGACCCCCUUUAAAAAACCCCCGGUUCAUCAACAGACAUCUUCUAUCGAUCUUCCGCCAUUGGAGGGCGACUACAGUUGGCUUUAUAAUCAUACAGCGCUGGGUACGCCGUCAAAGCUGGAUUGGCUACCGGAAGAGCAACUGGCAGGAUUCCGAGACUGGUACGCAGGAUCAAACGAUAGUGGUGCUUUGCAUUACGAUCCAAACAAGGAUCCUCUCAAAAUCAGCAACCUCGACCAAAGCAUUCUCGGGCCAUUGAGGGACGCUUUGACCAAAGGCGAUAUUAACAUUAAACAUGUUUUCCUACUCAAGCUGGAAAGCACCCGAGACGACGUCUUUCCUCUGCGCAAAGAAUCCCACUUGGUCGAUCUCAUUCGUGAAUCCUUCUCUGGUAGUAUCCCUGAGGAAGUCGAGGAGAGACUUGCGAAUCUCACUUGGAAUGCCGAGAGAUUCACCAACACUCCAUCUGGAUUCGACCGAUAUGAUGUUGAACCGUACGGAGGUCUCCACAUGACCAAUGCCUACACCGGUGACACCUUCACCCUUAAGAGUAUCCUGGCAAGCACAUGUGGCAUCGCACCUUUGGUCGUCGAUUUCAACCGCGAGUAUCUUCACCAUAUGUACGAGCCUUGUAUGCCGCAACUACUAAGUGCAUUGAAUUCGCUAUCCAACGGCACGGAAGUGGCGAAGAAGUCGGACGACUACACCACUUGGCCCUGGCACUCGACUUUCAUGCAGAGUAUUGACGAUAACUACGACAAUCAGAAUCUUCUCAUCCCAGCCAUGGGAUUCCAGGACAAGAUAACAGACAAGACGAUCACCAAGGACUGGGAGAAUAAGGAUGGCAAGGCUCCUGAGAAGUUCAACUUCUGGGGCUACCCCGAGCAUGAACUGCGACAAUACUUCUCCAAGGCCCUAAAGCAUUCCGAAAAGCAUCAUGAGCGUCUUUUUAUUACUCAUCUGACAGGGCAAACGCAUCAUCCGUGGGAUAUGCCGCCGGGCCAAAACUACGAGGAGUUGAUUCACUCUAGUGUCUUCAAUCAUAACAAGAACAUCAACCGAUACCUCAACACGAUCGGCGUCGCAGACAAAUGGCUUGGAGAGUUGACAGAGGUACUGGAAGAGCAUGGCGUUGCCAAUGAGACUUUAAUUGUCAUGGUGGGCGACCACGGCAUCUCUCUCAUUGAAGAUGGCGGCAUCACACCUUAUGACAACCCGCACGUCGCCAACUUCCACGUGCCCAUGGUCUUCUCUCACCCGCAGCUACCACCAAUCAACAUCGACGGCCGUGUCACGUCUCUUCAGAUUCUCCCGACAAUCCUAGAUCUUCUGGUUGAGUCCGCAUCCCUGGACGAAAAGGCAACACACGCAAUCAAGGAUCUCCUCCCUCUCUACGAAGGACAAUCAAUGAUUCGAGAGCUCGUGCCCGAGAAGGAUGGCAAUCCCGACUGGCAAUUCACCGUCAUGAACACCGGCGCCACCUGGCUAGCCCUACGAUCGGCAAAUAAGUCCUACCGCAUCGUGAUCCCAAUGGUCCCUGAUGUGGAGUGGCGCUUCUCCGAUAUUGAUUCCGACCCUCAUGAGGAGAAGACCCUCCAGUCCUUCACCUUGCCUCCAUUACUAGAACAAGUGGCAAAUGAGCAUGGCGAAGAAGCCGUUCAAUGGAUUAAAGAUGCAGCGCACGUUGCUCAGUGGUGGGUCGCUGAGAACUGGGAUCGCUACGAAUUCGUGCCCGAAUCUUGA
Messenger RNA from Penicillium atrosanguineum, 2544 nucleotides. RefSeq lists its product as uncharacterized. NCBI's taxonomy places the organism in Eukaryota, Fungi, Ascomycota, Eurotiomycetes, Eurotiales, Aspergillaceae. The transcript has 2 exons. The record is from RefSeq and is a predicted model, not a curated record. Bases 1 to 2544 code for a protein of 847 amino acids.